Molecule: messenger RNA, 1038 nt
Organism: Stylonychia lemnae
Lineage: Eukaryota; Ciliophora; Spirotrichea; Sporadotrichida; Oxytrichidae
Source: the annotation of a GenBank genome assembly
AUGCCUGCAUCUGCACCCCCAGGAAGUAGUUAGUCCAAGACUAUGAAUAGUUCACCCUAGAUAAUCAAGAAAUAAAAUAAUAUUGGAAAUGGAUACAAAGAUUAAAAAUGCUUCCAAUUUGCAAGUUAUGUUGAAAUUUAGGAAAGAAUAUAAAAAGAAACAAAGAAUCUAAGGUCAUCUCUAAAUAGUAUAGGCUCACCUCCAUCUAAUUUUUAUUCAUAAAGACUAUCUGUAUUUGAAAAAGUUGAGUAAGAGAUGAAAGCUGCACUUCCUUCUUUGAGAAAACACAAUCAUUUAGAAAGUUAGAGAAGGAUCUAAGAAGCUGAGUAUAAUAGAGCCUAAAAUAGGGCUGAGGCAUUUAUAAUUCAGGCAUAAAAACGUAAUCAUAGAUUACUCAACAGAAGAGGAAUUUCAAGAGAUUUAGUGAAUAUCAAUCCAGUUUUAUUGAAUAAACACCAAAUUUAGAACUAUGAUCAAGAGCUAAAAGAUGUUGUGACUCAAAACCUAAUGAUAUCUUAGCCCUAAAUUAAAAAAAGAUCAGAGGCAUUUAACUUCCGAAGAAACGGAAACGUUGAAGAGUAAGUAGCAGAUACUAGUAUCUUAAUAAGCCCUUAAAUUUAAUCUUUCAAAGACGAAUCGCAUCAUAUCCCUCAGAUAAAGAUACAUAUCAAACCUAAGUUAGAAAUAAGUAUAAUCGCUGACUCAUUCAAAUCAUUGCAUUCCUUGGACAAGGAUGAAUAUCAAAAGCGGAGAGAUACUUCUUCAUCAGGAUUUCAAACUCCUUUGGGACCUAAGCUGGCAAAUGCCUCUGAAAAAAUAUUAUCUAAGAUACCAAUAAGUUAUCAUCAUGAAUCAAGAUUGCUAUCUAAUGUUAGAGUUGGCAAUCAUAAUGCUUCAUUAAUAGAUGUAUUUAACGAUAGAAAGCAAUAAGUUUGUGUAAUUAAAGACUUAAGCGCUUGCAACCAAAAUUUCUUCAAUAAUUAAAGACCAAAGCCUAACAUCUUUUUCCAGGAAAGAAGAAGAUUUUCAUAAAUUUGA